AUCAUGAAGAAUGUGAUGUGGCCAUUGUCCACAAUUGAAGGAGCGCUGUGAUCGUCUGACGUCUCGUUUCGUUUCGUCGUUUUGUGAACUCAGACAUUGGUGGUUUCUGUUGAGUAGUGAAUUCGGAAAAUUGUGAUUAAUUAUUGGGAGUUUCAGAUAAAAAAUGGCCAACCGUGGCGGGGCUCAGAGGCCUAAUGGGACACCUCAAGGCAAGAUAUGUCAAUUCAAGUUGGUGCUGUUGGGAGAAUCAGCUGUGGGAAAGUCAAGCUUGGUCCUCAGGUUUGUCAAGGGACAGUUCCACGAGUACCAGGAGAGUACGAUAGGAGCGGCAUUCCUCACGCAGACAGUGUGUCUAGACGACAUGACAGUCAAGUUUGAGAUCUGGGACACGGCUGGGCAGGAGCGAUACCACAGUCUUGCGCCCAUGUACUACAGAGGUGCACAAGCAGCUAUAGUAGUGUACGACAUUACCAAUCCUGACACAUUCGGCCGAGCCAAGACCUGGGUGAAGGAGUUGCAGCGACAAGCGUCCCCCAACAUUGUGAUUGCGUUGGCCGGCAACAAAGCGGACCUAGCCAACAAACGGAGUGUCGAGUUUGACGAAGCUCAGGCGUACGCCCACGAGAACGGCCUGCUCUUCAUGGAGACAUCGGCAAAAACUGCCAUGAACGUCAAUGACAUAUUUCUGGCAAUCGCGAAAAAGCUACCUAAGAAUGAACAAGCAGGUGGUGGAGGUAGCAGUGGUCAAGGUCGACGGCUGGUCGAGUCAGAAGCAACACAGAAAGCCCCGGGCAGCUGCUGCAAAUGAUCACUCCCUGUACAGCCCGGACUACUGAGUCGCCUGCUCCUCCAUGCGUAGCCGGUGGAGCGCUGCUGACGAGCUGUUAGUGGGAGAAGUGAUCAGUGUUGCGGACUCGAACCUCUGGUGAUAGGGCGCAUUCAUUUUCUGUAUAUAUCUUUCACUUUUACCUUGCAUAUUAUUUAUUAGAUACCCUCAUAGAUAUAUUAAUUCGACAGUAAAUUCCUUUGUCGUAUCGACCGUUGAGAGUUUGUUGGAAAACUCCUUUCCACCUCUAAGAAAAAUCGGCAGUGUCCGCUUUGAUGUUCCAAGUGUCAAACACGAGUCGGCUCCAAGCCAAUCUGCAUUUUAAUACAGAUAGUUAGUUAUUAAUUAUUUAGAAUUCCUUUAUUUUCUGUUACGAUCGGUUUUAUAUGAUUUGUAUAAACUCGUUUAGAAUUUUAGUAGACGUUGUGUUGAAUAUAUUUUGUACAAUCGCUGUGGUGAGAUGGAAGCGUUGCGACCGUAGGACCAAAGCAUACACUGGACUGCCCGUUGACUUUCCGAAUGUGGUAUAUAUAAAUAUUGAAUAUUGUAUUGUUGUUUUACACUGUCGAUAAUAGUAAUAUUGAUAUAAUAUUGAUUUAUAGAUGUAUUAACAUUUCCUAAAUAAAUCUGUGUACUUUUAUUCUUUUAAUAUUACUUAACCGUUGAAUUGAGAAAAUAUUUUGUGGUUAUACAUAUAACAUAUGUUGUUAUUAUGCUUAAAGUAAAUGAGAUAUAUAAAUAUAUAUGCCGGUUUUGAUUCGGCUCUUGUAAUAUAUUGAUUGGCUUGUCUUGCUUUCUGUAUGCACGACAUUUAUCAUAUUGUACAGGAUAACAAGUAAUAAAGAAUCAUUGAGUAUAAA
Molecule: messenger RNA, 1686 nt
Organism: Macrosteles quadrilineatus (aster leafhopper)
Lineage: Eukaryota; Metazoa; Arthropoda; Insecta; Hemiptera; Cicadellidae
Gene: Rab5
Product: ras-related protein Rab-5C
Exons: 6
Coding region: 164-808 (214 amino acids)
Molecular function (GO): GTP binding; GTPase activity
Source: RefSeq, a predicted model, not a curated record